AUGUCUCGGUGGGGAGAGGUUGAGAAAGUCAACAGAUUGGCUCUCAAGGACCAGAAAGAUUUACCCAACUUUUUUGUCAGAUUCAAAGAGGGUUCUCGCAUCACUGAGAUUGCAUGCGCAAAGGAUGUUGAGUGCGCAGAGCUUCACUGUAUGCUCCAGACGCGACCUAUUCACCAUACGCGUUAUGGAAGCUUGAUGUAUUCCAAGGGCAGCCGGGACGCGACUGAACAGCAUAGAAUCCCGAACUCGUAUGAAGGGUCUCAGCAAUCUCGGGCUAGCAGCCAGGUCCAAUUCACCCAGAGCCAGUCUCUAUCUGCUCGUAUGGACUCUCGAUCUCAAGCAGUCUCCUUGGAGCAGUACAUAAUUCCUCGUCCAUCAAAAUCGCAGGGCAAAGCAGUACAUGGUUCUCAGCCCGAAGCGGUAACUGAUUUAACUAUUCCACUGCCCACCGCAGACCAAGCCACUGUGCUGCAGGGGAAAACUGAACUGCCCGAAGACGUCAAGCCGACACAAGCCAAACCGACUGUCGAUCUAGCUUUGCAACAGUCAAGUGAAGCUGAGUCGCAAUCGAAGCCGCCUUCCGAGGAGGUCAUUCCCGAUGAAGAGAAGACAACCAAGCAUGACAGCCCUCGGAUUUCCAACAGUCCGUGCAAAGUCAUUGUCGUCAACUUGCCGGCGACACCUCAAAAGCUGACGAAAACCUCGAUGGGCACUGAAGUAUACGGAGAAUCUGACUCGUCUGGCAAGGCUGUCUUUACUCCGGACGCCAGUGAAUCGGUAGCCUCUCCGUUCAAGAAAAGCCCCCCUGCCUCUCCCAGUGAGAAGGAACACAAAUUCGGCGCUCUUCGUGACCAGGGACCAUCUGAAGAAUCUGCGAAGGUUAUACCUCACGUCUCGCCUGUCCCGGAAGAAGGAGUCAUAGCCCCUGAGCCUCUUGCGCAGAGUCCCACGUAUGGCAAGGGAAAGUACAGGAAGGUUUUUUCUCACAGAGAUACCAGCAGUGUCGAGGUCUUCGACGUGGUGCCUCACAUGCCAGGAAGAAGUAGCUCUUCGUUCCUCAAGACUUCGUUUCCUGACGAAGAUGGGCCUAGCGAUAGCCUUCGCUUGAAUUCUGGACAUGCACUCGACAGCUUGAUCGAUGCGGGCUUAAUCUCAGGGGUUCCAAUCACCGCUAUGGCCGACGAUGCUUCAAAGAAGAAGACCAAGAGAAACAAGAAAAAGAAGAAGAAGCCGACAUCAGGAAGUCAAGAUGAGUCUCUGCCCAUUGGCGACGCCUCGACUGUGGCCGCCGAUGAUAAAACUCUUCAUAUCCCGGCGGAAACCCAGACUGGUGCAUCAGAGACGGCCGACAUCAUCACGAAGGCCAGGGAUAUCGUUGCAACAGAAGCGUCUCCAGGAAAGUCAAGUCUCCCGGAGCCGCCUAACAAAAGCUUUCGAGCCAACGCUGGCGGCUCACUUCGAAUGCCGAAGAAUCGCAACAAGCAGCCGGCUCAGCUGAACAUUGCUGUACGAGAAGGUUCUAGUUCUGGAGCAGCCACCAUCCUAAAGGAGGCCCAUGUCGUCGACGGCGGUCUUCCAUCUGCUGCGAGUACUUCACAGAUGAGCUUCACCACAGCCCAGGAAAGCUGCUCUGGCAACAGCUCGCCCAAGGUCUUAUCGACCCCAGCAACUCCAUCGUCAGCCAGGACGCCUGAACCGAAGUUUUCACCAGAAACGUCCGUGGUUGAGAGCGAAGCGACGGCAAAGUCAACCAUGCAACUCAAUCCAAAGGCAAAGGAGUUUGUGUCGCCUGUACCGCGCCCUGCUUUUCAUAGGGUGAAGCUGGCGCCAAUUCCAUUGGUACCGAUCCCAGUGAAGACCACUCAGCAUCAACGCAACUUUUCUCGCAGUUCAUCGGUCACAUCCCGAACUCUCACUCCAGGACCAACGCCUCCCAAAGCUCAAGCUGAACAGUGUCAGGGACAUGGUGCUGGAGAUGGCGUCGACAAUGGAGUGAGUUCUACAACUGGUGAAGUGCCAGUCCAAGAUGAAGGCACGCAAAAUUCGGCACCCGAGAGCAUGGCGAAGGCAAAGCAGGACCACCCCGCUGAAGGUGGUACGCCCGUCCCACAGCCAUCAAAUGCUAGCAGUGGCAACGGUCAAAGACAGCGUGCGAAGAAGGGCGCUAGCAAGAAAAAGCAGCAACAGCUUAGCAGCGAUCGCGAACAGCACGGGCAGCAUCAACAGGGUAAGCAAGAACCGCAGAAGAACAACCCUUCGCCUAAGAAGCAAAAUAAGCACGUCCAGCAACCGCAACAUGCCCCUGGGACGCACAACAGAAAGCUUUCUGUUGCAAGUAAAGACGACUUCCCGUCCCUGCCGCCUGCUCCCUUGCCUGCUUCCAGCCUACCUGCGACCAGCGUCUGGGGCAAAGCGCGUGCAACAUCAACUGCUACAAAGAGCAGCACCACCACUCCUACCAGCAGCAUGAGCAGCGAGAACAAGACCAAGGACAAGACAUCCUCGGGCGCGCUCCAUCAGGAGGGCAGUGGCAAGCAUUAG
Molecule: messenger RNA, 2541 nt
Organism: Colletotrichum costaricense
Lineage: Eukaryota; Fungi; Ascomycota; Sordariomycetes; Glomerellales; Glomerellaceae
Exons: 2
Coding region: 1-2541 (846 amino acids)
Source: RefSeq, a predicted model, not a curated record